Oncorhynchus gorbuscha (pink salmon) is the source of this 331-nucleotide messenger RNA. RefSeq names its product sodium/glucose cotransporter 5-like. The annotation marks the transcript as partial. Gene Ontology annotation, molecular function: D-glucose:sodium symporter activity. Gene Ontology annotation, cellular component: plasma membrane. The transcript is spliced from 3 exons. Gene Ontology annotation, biological process: transmembrane transport. The record is from RefSeq and is a predicted model, not a curated record. NCBI's taxonomy places the organism in Eukaryota, Metazoa, Chordata, Actinopteri, Salmoniformes, Salmonidae.
UAUUGUUAGGGUUAGGUGUGUGUGUUAGUGUGAUCGGUCAGUAAUGGCGUCCAACUCCACCACCCAGUUCUUUGCUCUGUCCCAGUCCUUCAGUAUCUCUGACAUCAUCAUCAUCGCUGCUUACUUCCUGCUCAACGUAGCCGUCGGCAUCUGGUCGUCGUGCAGGGUCAGCAGGAACACUCUGAGUGGAUACUUCCUGGCUGGGAGAGACAUGGCCUGGUGGCCGAUCGGAGCCUCUCUGUUUGCCAGUAGCGAGGGCUCUGGUCUGUUCAUCGGUCUGGCUGGAACAGGAGCUGCCGGAGGCAUCGCUGUCGCUGGCUUCGAAUGGAAC